Messenger RNA from Eurytemora carolleeae, 1154 nucleotides. RefSeq lists its product as uncharacterized. Bases 594 to 1154 code for a protein of 186 amino acids. The record is from RefSeq and is a predicted model, not a curated record. Lineage: Eukaryota; Metazoa; Arthropoda; Copepoda; Calanoida; Temoridae. The transcript has 9 exons.
ACUUCUGAAACCUUCAAAGCUGCAGGCAUAAGAAUUAAAUUAAUAAUAUUUUGGUGUCCAGUUAAAAAAAAAUUCUUGUAUUUUUUCAACUUAAACUAUUUAACUCUUAUGUAGGUUCUAGACAGUCAAUUCUUAUUGCAAUAGCUCAUGAGGUUAAUGAGGAUUAUGAUAACAUAAAAUACCUGCUUGACAAAUGUGGCAUUUCUGACUAUAAGAGAAAAUAUUUCAUUGAAACAGAUCUCAAGCUGAUUAAUGUGAUUUUAGGUCUUGGGACUCAUGCCUCUACAUUUCCCUGUGCUUAUGGCGAAUGCUACAGAAAAAAAAAUGGACACUGGGUACAAGGCGACACUAGAACCUUCAAGAGUAUAACAGAUCAUUACAAGAAAUGGAACAGUGCUGGUGCUGCCCCAAAUGCAAGAAAGAACUUUGCAUCGGUAAACAAUAUACCAAUCCUCAGGACUUCAGAUCCAUUGCAACCUGUGAUAUGUGUAUUACCCCCUCCUCCACUGCAUGUUAUAAAACUAGGACCAGUUAAUCACAUCCUGAAGUUUUUGAACACAAAGAAGUUAGAUUCACAAAAAAUAGCAUCAGCAAUGGGUAUACAGUAUGAGAAAUAUCAUGGUGGUGGACUGAACGGAAAUGAUGUUGACAAACUCAUUAGGAAACUACCACUUUUUGAAAAAGCUUUAAAAGCUCAAACUUCAGAAAGUGGCCAAGAUGAUCUUAUGGUGGUGAUACCAGUGAUAAAGGCUGUUGGAGAACUUUACACUGCGGUGGCUUCCUCUGUGCUUGAUGCAGACUACACAAGCAAAAUAGAAGACUUUGAGCUGAAAUGGACAAGGAUGACUUCUAUAAUCAACAUAACUACCCCGCCUAAAGUGCAUAUAAUAAUUACACAUAUAAGAGAGUUCAUAGCAUUGGAACAGAAUAGUCUUAAUCGGACUUCUGAUCAGCACAUUGAGGCUGAACAUGCAAAGGUGGAAAUUCUGGGAAAGUCAAGUGCCUACAAGCGCCACAACAAGAACUCCUUCAACGGCUGGACGGCACAGAAACGUCUGGUAGACCACUUCAACUCCCGGAAUUUAAACAACUAUGAGAAAGAAGUAAAGAGAAAUAAAAAACCUGGAAAAGAAAACUUUGAGGUUACCUUUUAG